GCGACAAUCAUACCACUAGACCAAAUGUCCAAUUCAUUUCUCCUCUCACAAAUAACGUUUCACAUCCGUCAGUAGGUAAUCUACCCAAAAACCCCCAAAACCCUAGUGAAAUACAGAGAUCUCCCAGUUGUGGGUUUUUGCGUCAGAAAUUUGUCAAUGGCAAGAAGAACCCUUUUUCACUUAGUUCGAUCUCAAGCAAAUCUUCUAAAAUCCACCAAUUUUCAUUCAGGUGGUCAUCUGGCUAGUUAUGGAACUAGGUCACUUGUCAGUGGUACCAAAACUGACCUUAGUCGUGUGACACAUCCAGCUGCUUUCCAUAAAAGGUGGCUAUCACAGUCUGCAACAGCACAAGACGACAACAAGAUCAGCAUAGGGCCUCACAAAGGAGGAGAGGGAGGAAAUGAUGAAAAGGAGGGUGGAGUUGUCUACUAUGGUCCUAUCUCAAACACGAUAAAGAAUGUGAAGCUUCUGUCCCUUUCAACCUGUUGCCUCUCUGUGUCUUUAGGCCCUGUUAUAACCUUCAUGACAUCUACUGAUUCGAAUGUGAUACUAAAGGGAGCAGUUGCAUCUACCGUUAUAUUCUUCAGUGCUUCUACUACCGCUGCGCUUCACUGGUUUGUAAGUCCUUAUAUUCACAAACUGAGAUGGAAGCCAGGUUCAGAUUCUUUUGAAGUGGAAAUGAUGUCUUGGCUGGCAACUUUUAUGCCGAAGACGAUUAAGUUUGCAGAUAUCAAGCAUCCCGACACCAAUAGACCUUACGUAACAUUCAAGGCUAAUGGAAACUUCUAUUUUGUUGAUGCCGAGCAUUGUCCCAACAAGGCGCUACUGGCAAAACUCACCCCACAGAAACCUACUCAUGAGUCAGCUUUCAAGAACUUGUGAUGACAACUUCUUAUCUGUAAUAAAUUGAGAUUUUAAGAUAUUGUAUUGCUUUGCUCACUAGAAGUUUCAAUACUUGGAGUCUUGGAUAUAUAAGCCUCGGUGGUUGUCAAUUUUUUCAAUUAGUAUGGCAUUGGUGUUGCUAGCGU
Solanum dulcamara is the source of this 1028-nucleotide messenger RNA. RefSeq lists its product as uncharacterized. NCBI's taxonomy places the organism in Eukaryota, Viridiplantae, Streptophyta, Magnoliopsida, Solanales, Solanaceae. Gene Ontology annotation, cellular component: mitochondrial membrane. Bases 157 to 882 code for a protein of 241 amino acids. The record is from RefSeq and is a predicted model, not a curated record. Gene Ontology annotation, biological process: mitochondrial proton-transporting ATP synthase complex assembly. The transcript is spliced from 2 exons.